Procambarus clarkii (red swamp crayfish) is the source of this 1961-nucleotide messenger RNA. RefSeq names its product chaperonin containing TCP1 subunit 8 (gene CCT8). Gene Ontology annotation, cellular component: chaperonin-containing T-complex. The record is from RefSeq and is a predicted model, not a curated record. Gene Ontology annotation, molecular function: ATP-dependent protein folding chaperone; ATP binding; ATP hydrolysis activity. Lineage: Eukaryota; Metazoa; Arthropoda; Malacostraca; Decapoda; Cambaridae. Gene Ontology annotation, biological process: protein folding.
AUGUUCUGGAAGAGCUGAGACGUAGUGUUGGCAGGCGUGGCGGUGGUGGCGGGCAGCAGAGGCCGGACUCGUCGCCCACAACACGCCACAACACCACAAUGGCUCUCCACGUCCCUAAAGCUCCGGGCUUCUCGUCUAUGCUCAAGGAUGGUGCUCGGCACUAUGCCGGACAGGAGGAGGCAGUGUUCCGCAAUAUUUCUGCCUGCAAGGAAUUCAGCAAUACCCUGAAAACUGCAUAUGGGCCCCAGGGUCGUAAUAAAAUGGUUAUCAAUCACUUGGAAAAGCUGUUUAUCACCAAUGAUGCAGCCACAAUCAUUAAGGAACUGGAGAUAGAGCACCCAGCUGCCAAGUUGAUGGUAUUGGCUUCCCAAAUGCAGGAACAGGAAAUGGGUGAUGGCACAAAUUGGGUCAUAAUUUUUGCCGGAGCACUUCUAGAAGGCGCGGAGGAUCUUAUUCGUAUGGGCCUUACACCCACUGAUUUAGCCGAUGGAUACCAGUUAGCUUUAAAUAAAGCUCUUGAGAUUUUACCAAAUUUAACGUGUUGGGAAGUUUCAGACCCACGAAAUAUUGAUCAAGCAACUAAAGCUCUACGCACAGCUAUAAUGAGUAAGCAGUAUGGCAAUGAGGAUUUCUUGGCUAAACUUGUAGCCCGAGCCUGUAUUUCUAUACUUCCAGAAAAGACAACCUUCAAUGUUGACAAUGUUCGGGUAUGCAAAAUUCUUGGCUCUGGAAUCCAUAAUUCAGAAGUUAUUCAGGGUAUGGUGUUUCGGCGAACAGUUGAAGGCUCUGUUACGUCAAAGGAGAAAGCUAAGCUUGCUGUGUACUCUUGCCCAUUUGAUGUAACUACCACAGAGACCAAGGGAACUGUUCUCAUUAAGACUGCUGAUGAGUUAUCAAAUUUCUCACGAGGAGAAGAAAAUAGGAUGGAGGAAGAUGUUAAAGCCCUGUCAGAAGCUGGAGUGACAGUAGUUGUUGCUGGUGGAAAGAUAGGUGACCUUGCUCAACACUAUCUGAAUAAAUACAAUAUUAUGGCAGUACGAAUUGUAAGCAAAUGGGACUUGCGUAGGCUGUGCAAGACAGUUGGUGCCACAAUCUUACCCAAGGUGACCUGUCCUACUCCAGAGGAAAUUGGGUUCUGCGAUCAUGUGUUCCUAGAUGAAGUGGGAGACACUCCUGUUACAAUUUUCAGGCAAGAUGGUGCCGAAUCUCGAAUUGCAACAAUAGUCAUUCGUGGGUCUACUGAUAACUAUAUGGAUGAUAUAGAACGAGCCGUAGAUGAUGCCGUCAACACAUUCAAAGGACUUUGUCGGGAUGGGAGGUUUGUAGCAGGAGCUGGUAGCACAGAAGCAGAGUUGAGCCGUCUUGUAGAACAGUACGGGUUGCAGUGUCCAGGCCUAGAACAGUAUGCUAUUAAGAAGUUUGCUGAAGCCCUUCGAGUUUUCCCAAAGGUUCUUGCUGAUAACUGUGGUGCAUCAGAUCAAGAAACACUCUCCAACCUGCUAGCAGCCCACACCGAAGGCAAAACAAAUGCUGGCUUUGAUUGUGAGGGAGAUGGAUCUAAUGUUAUUGAUGCAGCAGAGAAGGAAAUUUAUGAUCUAUUCCUUACUAAAUUUUGGGCUUUAAAGUAUUCUACUUCGGCUGCUAACCAAAUUCUUCGUGUAGACCAAAUUAUUAUGGCCAAGCGAGCUGGUGGACCAAAACCAAGGGGAAUGGGGCCACAAGAUCCUGAUGAUGAUUAGUCAUGUUGAUAAACUAAUAUAUGUUGUUUUGCACUUCAAUUAAUAUUUCACUUUACUUUGGCUGCCUUAUUAAAACGAGUCAGGGGAGAAAAUAUUCCUGCUAAUUUGCUUUAGUUCCGGAGCAAAAGGAAUAGCUUGUAUCUAAUUUCAGCAGCCCACUCGUGUCAAGCUAAACCUUUUUCUUAAGCUGGAGCUUUUUUAUAUAUAAAGUAUAUAUAGCCA